AUGAUUUUAUAUGCUGCUGUUUCACUUGGAUUAGUUAACGAAGAAGAUUUUAAAGGUGACACAGGGUUAUUAGUUUAUAGUCUAAAAGACUGGGUUUUUACAUCAAUUGAUUCAAUAUUGAAUGAUUUUGAAAGUGGAAAAGUUGAUACAUCAUCUUUGGACCAACAUGACAAACUAAUGUUUACAUUGACAAUAUUAGGAACAUGUUUUUCAUCAUUAUCUGAAACAUCGACUGACAUAAAUAGAAAAAUACGAUGUUUAAAAAUAUACAAAGAAUGGUUGACAACACCAAAUUCACCAAGUCUUAUUCAAAAUAAUUGUAAAUAUGUCAAAAUGAUUCUUGGACAUAUUUCAUUACUCUUCUCUCCAGAAAAUAGAUGUUGUUCAGAUAUUGGAAUGUUAAAAACAGGAAUGUUAGAAGGUAUAGAAGUAAUGAAAGCAUUUAUAAUAAAUCACAUUACAAAACAAACUUCAUUAUUCAAAAACAAUAGUGAAAGGAAUGAUAGUAUAUCAACAAUUAUUGGAAUUAUUAUAGGAAUUAUUUUUGUUAACUACCACAAACAAUUUACUAAACCACUCAAUGAAUUAAAAAUAAUAAUAAAAUUGUUAACAAGAAUGUUAUUAAGUUGUAUCAUAGAAAAUGGGGUAGAUAACAUAAUUUAUAAGAAGUUUAUUAAAUUCUGUCCAGAGUUUCUUAAUAACAAAGAAUAUCGAGAGGUAUUUAAUUCAUAUAUAAAAACUAUUCAAGGGGUUAUUUUAAAAAAUCCAGGGAUGAAGAAUGUAACAAUUGAUAAUGAAGGAUAUUCCAAUAGAACAGACUCAAAGACUAUACGAGUGAUUUGGAUAACUUUACUUUCUUGUAUUCAGCAACCUCAAUUACCAAAAUAUAUUCAAGAAAUGAAUGAUGUAGAAAUAAUAGAAUUUAAAAAUAUGAUAGAAAGUUUGAAUGAAUGCAAUAGAACAUUAUUUAUUGAGGCAAACACGAGUAGAACAAUGAAGGUUAAAACAAUUCAUAAAUUAUAUUCACCAUUAUUUUUUUAUACACAAACUCUAUUUAGUAAAAAUGAUAAAAGUAUUGUUGGGAAUGAUGUUUAUGUAAAGAAUAACUCAACAAUGAUUUCUUUUUAUACAUGUAAUAUUAAAUAUGUUGUUAGUGAUAGAGAAGUAUUUUCAGGAAUGAUACAUUAUCUCAUUCAAGGAUUAAAAAAUAAAAAUAAUGACAUUGUUAUUCGUUUAUUACAAAAUAUUUCAGAUGGAAUUGAAUGUAUUGAAGUAAGAGAGAGAUUAUGUUAUGAAACUCUAAUAGAAGUUUUUCAAACUAUUUUGGAUAGGAUGAUUGAUAUUGUUCAAAAGAGUAAUAGGGCAGAAGACCUUAAAUCAGUUUUAUGUGUUUUAGGGUCAUUAAAAUUCUAUCAUCCGAAGUUAGUUACUAUUAAGGAUAAGAGAAUUGGAGAAUUAGUUGAAACGUACUAUAUUUUGAUUAUGAAAUUAAUGACUAAAUACACUAAUGAGCCAAUUCAACAAGAUCAAUAUUUUAAUGUUAUUGGGACAUAUAUUGAAGAUUUUUGUUCUAUACAAAGAAGAGAGAUGGCACAGAUUUUAAUUCAAUUUAUCAUUGCAAUGAAUGAUCAUGAAGGGCUUGUUCAUAAAAUGAUAGAAGAAAGUAUUAAAAUGAAAAAAGUUUUUGAAAGCAAAUGGAAUUCCCUAUUAAAUGUUUUAAGUAUUGUUUGUACAACACUCUAUGUUAUUGAAAUGGAUCCAAAUAAAAAAUUAGGUGAAUUUAUUGAGAAAGUAGUACAGUGCAUUACACCAAUCAUUAGUAAGUUACAAUCCCUAUUAACACGAGGAUUAAUGAUUAAAUAUCUUCAUUUAUUAAUUACACUGGUUACACUAACUCCAGAAGUAGCAACAAAACACUUUACUGAAAUGACAAAGUUGUUUACUGGAAUAACAUCAUGUAAUUGUACAAGGGAUGAAAUUGACAAUAUGUAUAAAUAUUAUUUAUAUUAUUUUUGUAAAGCAGGAAAUAUGGGUAUUUGUGAAAAUGAAAAAGAGUUAAUCAAAAAAGUCGAUAUUGAACAAGUUAGAGUUUUUGGAAGUAAGGAUAGGUUACUUACAAUUAUUGACCAAAUGGAUGGAAGUGUACAAUGUGUUAUUAGAAAUUGGACUGGGAUUCAUUCAAUCAAAAUUCGAGGAUCAUUUUUAGAAAAGAAAGAAGUUGAAGGAAGUUGGGAAAGAAAAGAAUUGUUUAUUCAAGGAAUUGAAAAUGGAGAAGUACCACAAACUAUCAAAAAAUAUAUUGAAAAAAAGCAUAUUGAAGUUAUAAAAAAGGAUCAAAUGGUUAUCAAUAUUAAGAAAAUAGAAGAACAUAAGAGUGAACCAGAGAAGAGAUGGAAUAAUUCAAUGAUAUCAGCAAAUAUUUAUAAUAUGAUUGGACAGAAAGAAGACAAAUGUAUUUUGUUUGAGAAAGAAGAAUUAAACAAGUUUUAUAAAGAAGAAUCUACAACAAUUAAAUUAAAUAUCAAAUGUAGGAUAGUCAAUAAGAAAUUCAAUGAAAUAAUGAAAGGAAUGAAAGAAAGAGAAGAAAAAGAAGUUUUUGAUGAGAUGUUAGGGACUAAAAUAAUUAUUAGAGAAAAUGAUUUUUAUGGUACUAAAAGAGUAGGAUUAGCAGAGUUUGAAUAUUCAAAUAAAAAAGGAGAUUGUGUGAUAUACAUCAACACUGAAAAAGAAGGGAAAGUUGAUGAAACGUAUAGUAUAGUUAUUAAACAAGUUGUUGGAGGAAUUUAUACAGCAAUCAUAGAAAAAACAGGAAAUAAUGAAUAUAUCCAAACAGGUUAUAAACAUCCAUAUUCAAUUAUUUCAUCGGUUGAAAGAGAAUUAACUAAUUUAGUUAUUGAAAAUAAUACAGAUAUAUUAUUUAUAAACACUAAACAAUUUAAAGUUAUUCCAGAAGUUGAUCUUAGUCGUGGAAUAAAUGCAAUAGAAGGAUCAAUAUUAUCAAGAGAAUUUGCAAAAAGUAUUAAUGAGAAAUAA
Molecule: messenger RNA, 3033 nt
Organism: Entamoeba histolytica HM-1:IMSS
Lineage: Eukaryota; Evosea; Mastigamoebida; Endamoebidae
Exons: 1
Coding region: 1-3033 (1010 amino acids)
Source: RefSeq, a predicted model, not a curated record